Messenger RNA from Zootermopsis nevadensis, 1822 nucleotides. RefSeq names its product THUMP domain-containing protein 1. Gene Ontology annotation, molecular function: RNA binding. Lineage: Eukaryota; Metazoa; Arthropoda; Insecta; Blattodea; Termopsidae. Gene Ontology annotation, biological process: tRNA modification. The record is from RefSeq and is a predicted model, not a curated record.
ACAGCGUGAUGAGUCUGACAAUAGCUUCAGUACAUCUGUCAGUUGGACACGAAAGAGAAGACUUGUAUAAUUUAUGUGUGUCUAAAAAAACUAUAUUGAGUUAGAUUUUCAAAUAUUUCAUUUCAUGCAGAUGUUUGUGAAUAUGUUAAUUUAACAAUUAUCGACCAUAAAAAGUGAUCGAGAUUUGACAUUUGAUUGGUGGACGCGAAGUAUUUUCAAAUGUUAAUUAGGUGGACAUUAUUGUGUUGCGUUGCAGGAUGAAUUCUUACCAGAAAAGAAAGAAGCCUAAUUUUUACACGUCACAGAAAGCUAAAAAGAAAAGGGAAUUCGUAUUGAAGCCUGGACUUAAAGGUUUCCUCUGCACUUGCAACAGCAGAGAAAAAGAUUGCAUCAGAGAAUCCUACAACAUUCUCAACGAAUAUGCCGACUGUCUAUAUGGCGAAGAGAAGGAGACUUCUGCUGGUACUUCUGCAGUUCGAGGUACUGCAAAAGAUGAAUCUGAAGAUGAAGACAUUGAGACUGCAUUGAGUAAGGAAUUAGAUUCACUUAAAGCUGAGAGGAAGAAAGUUCCAAGCAAAUGCCGAUUUCAAGCCGUCGAUUCAGGAGCAAACAAUUGCAUAUUCAUCCAAACUACAGUGCCAGAACCUGUUCAGCUGGCCCAUUACAUUAUGAAAGAUCUGGAGUCUACAAAGAAACAAAAAACACGCUUCUUGCUGCGCUUAUUGCCAAUAGAGGCUACAUGUAAGGCUUAUUUGGAGGAUAUACGUCAGACAGCCGAUAACUUAUUGGACAAAUAUUUCUCAAAGGAAGGGAAGACAUUUGCUGUACUAUUCAAUCGUCGAAACAGUAGCGGUGUCAAUCGUGACGAUCUGAUUCGUGACUUGGCAGAGAUGGUUCUGAGGAGGCACCCUGAAAACCGAGCAGAUUUGAAGCACCCUCAGCUAGCCAUUAUUGUGGAGGUGAUCCGUAACAUGUGCUGUCUCUCAGUUCUUCCAGAUUAUUUUGAGCUGCGCAAAUACAACUUGCUUGAACUGUGUGCUCCAGAGGGUGGAAUCAAGGUAAUAGGUGAGAAGAGAGAAAGGGUUGUUGGAGGGGAAGGUGAAGGUCAGGCUAAAAUAGUAGGAGGGAAAAGUGAUGAGAUUGGGGAGGAAGUUAUGGUGGCCAAAGAGGAUGUAGAAACAUGUCCAGAUGGGGAAGGAGAUAAAAGUAAAAUUGUAGAUUCAGAAUUAGAAGAAGAAGCAAAUCAAAUUAAAGUAAGUGAUGAUGUAGAUGAUCCAAAGAAAAAACCUGGGCAUGUGAAUGUUGGGGACCAGUUGGCUGAAAUGGGAAAUAAAUAUAUUGGUGUGAAUAUUGAGGAGCAGAUGGAUGUAACAGGAAAUAAAAGUAGUGAUAAACCAGUAGCACAUGCAGAAGCAGAUGUGUAAAAUGUUUGUUUAGUUGUGUUUAUCAGGACAAUGUAAACCACUCUGACAGGGUUGUGUUUCAUAAAUCCAUUUUUUUAAAAAAAGUUUUUUUUUUAUUGUGAUGACCAUGUCCUUGUCUUUAAGUCUAUGUUUCUCACUGGUCUCAGUGUUUUCCAGCCUCUCAUAAACAAAGUAUUCCUGCUUGAUUUUAGCAGCUCUGAAAAUAAAAGCCAAAUGUAUAUUUAUAGUUGUAAUGUUAUUAUUCUUACUAAUAAUACUGUGUUCAUUAUUUCUUUGUUUAAAAACUUCGACCUGUUGCAUAUGAAAGUUAAUAUCAGAGUUUCUUUUUAUGUGCUCUUACUGGAAUUCGUGCUUAUAUAAAUGGAUUUUGUGUUCUGUAAUUAAAACAGUUUUUCUAA